AUGGCAUCUUCGUUAACUACAACAGAUACCUAUUCUGAAUAUGGGUACCUAAAGUAUCCUUAUUUGUCGGUUAAAGUUAUAGAAUUGAGAAAUUUAGAAAGUUUUAGCGAAAAUUCACAAGAAUUCAGCCCUUACAUUAAGUUUACAAGAGAUUCUUAUUCCUUUAAAACAAGGCCAAAACAAACAAAAAACUCUGCCUUUUAUAUGGAAAACUUUGAUAUUCAAUUAGACGGAUUUGAAAGUUUGACUUGCUGCUUGAUGGACCACGAUGAAUUUGAUGGGGAUAUCGUUAUAUCUGGAGUGAUAUUUUCUAUAGAAACACUCAAACAGUGGAAAAAAGGAAAGCAGCUGUGAAUUAAGUUCAGCGAAAAUGAUUUAUCUGAAACUUUUAGCAGUUUGGAAGAUGGAUGUCUUAAGACAUUUACCGAAGAUAUGGAAGAAAAAAAUCCAAAUAAUUCUAAAAGUCCAUUAGCUUUGCUGGAAUUCACUUAUUUUGGACUAGAAACAUCAAAAGAAAUCCAAAUAGAAAUUAUUAGUCAUGAGACUAUUAUAAAGGACGGAGAAGUGUUUACUGAAUACCAAAUGCUUUUGGCCAGAAAAGAUGGGAUGAAUUGGAAAGUUAAAUUUAGAUAUUCACAGCUCAGAGAAAUAAGAUCAAAGCUUAUAAAAAAAUUUCGGGAAAUAAAACAUUUAAGAUUCCCAAGCAAAACAUUUACUAUAAAAAGAAAAUUAAAAGGUAAGGUUGUUGAAAGAAGAAAAAUAGAAAUAGAAAAUUUUUUGAACUGCGUGGUUAGAGGGCAAUACCAAAAUCACUGCAAAGAAUUUAAUGAAUUUUUAAAUCUCCCAGAUAUAUAA
Molecule: messenger RNA, 855 nt
Organism: Blepharisma stoltei
Lineage: Eukaryota; Ciliophora; Heterotrichea; Heterotrichida; Blepharismidae
Source: the annotation of a GenBank genome assembly